AUGUCAUUCCCUCCAGACCUCGACGACAGCCAACAGCUGCCGUCUGGCAAGAAGGAGGUCGACUUCCACACUGAACACCCCCUCUUCCAAGACCUCUGUCCCGAUGACAGCUACACCUCCGAAGGUGUAUACUGGGCCGACCUUCCAUGGAAGGAGCGCCAGAACUGGGUCAACGCCCAGAGCAACGCAGAGACAAAGCGCGAGCUCAAGGUCAUCUGGGAAAUGUUCAAAAAGGACCCCCUCUCCCCCCUCAACACCUACUGCUCCCGCUACGUGAUCACCGGCUUUGGCAUGUUCACUGAAGGCUACACCAUCUUCUCCAUCGGUAACCUCACAUCCCUUUACUCGGCCGUAUGGCCCGAGUGCUGGGGCACCCACAAGAUUAUCGGUAUCAUCUGCGGUCAGAUCGGCGUCGGCAUCGAGGGUGACUGGAUCGGACGCCGCUUCGGCCUCGUUCAGGACGCGCUUGUUAUGGCUCUCGGCCUCGUCAUGCUCACCGCGUCCUGGGGCACCACUCUGAACGGCUGGGUCAUCUGCUACGCCUGGUCCCAGUUCGUCUACACUCUUGGCGUCGGCGGCGAGUACCCCAUGACAUCGACAUCGGCGCUCGAGCACAAGCCAGCCUCGGGAUCAGCGCAGCGCGACGACAAGCUCCACCGUGGCCGCAACGUCGUCCUCGCUUUCCUUAUGCAAGGCUGGGGUCAGCUCGUCAACCAGGCUGUGCUGAUUCUCCUCCUGCUCAUCUUCCACGGCGGCUCCACUCCCCCAUACUCGAAGAAGACCGGCCAGUGGGUCUUCCGUGUCUCCUUCGCCUUCAUGAUCCCCUUCACCCUCUGGCUCGCCUACUGGCGUUACUACAAGAAGAAGUACUCUGAGCACGCCCUCCGCAAGAGCAAGAGGGACGCACACGUCAACCAGUCCGGAUACGACUUGGUGUCCCUCAAGCUCGUCGUUUCGCACUUUGGCGGCCGCCUUGCCGGCACCUGCCUCGGCUGGCUCUUCGCCGACUUCCUCUUCUACGGCGCCAAGCUCUUCCAGUCCACCUUUAUCAAGGUUAUCACGCCGAACGCGAAGGGCGUCAUGACCGGCUGGCUGUGGAACCUGCUCAACGUCGGCGUCUCCAUGUUUGGAUACUACCUCGCCGCCUUCCUCGUCGACCACAAGUUCUACGGCCGCAAGCGCAUGCAGACCAUCGGCUUCCUGUUCCUCGGCAUAUUCUACCUCCUCCCCGCCAUCUGGUUCCACCAGCUGCAGAGCAAGGAGCACAUCAAGGGCUUCCAAACCAUCUACUUCCUGGCCUCCUUCUUCACCCAGUUUGGCCCCAACUGCACGACCUUCCUGCUCGCUGCCGAGGUCUUCCCCGUCUCGGUGCGCGCGACGGCGCACGGCCUCUCGGCCGCCGCGGGCAAGCUCGGAGCCCUUAUGCCCGCCAUCCUCUACAACUACAUUGACAACCGCACCAAGUUCUGGGUAGUCUGCUGGUUCGGCUUUGCGGGCUGGAUCACGACCCAGCUCUUCAUCCCUGAUGUCACGGGUCUGGACCUGCGCGAGCAGGACCGCUACUGGGCGUUUGUGCGCGAAGGCCGCGCGAAGGACUACCACGGCAUCGCGGUGCACCCUCGCCACCUGAGCAUGUGGGAGCGCGUCGUGCUUAAGCGCCACCGCGCAUACGACCCCGAGCUGGACCGCCAGAGCCGUAUCAAGGAGCUGCGCGUGAUGUGGGAGGCACGCAACCAGAUCAAGGAGGAGGGCGGGCGCGUCGACCUCGAGGACCACGAGGACGACGAGCUGUCGUCGACGGCGCACUCGUUCUUCGAGCGCGAGUUCCGCGUGCUGGAGAAGCCUAGAGACUGCCCUUUGAGCCCUCAUCCGUCCCGUUCUCCGUCGGGACCAAAGGCCCUUCCGCAACGCCUCCCGGCCGGCCCGAAAAGUGAGCGCCGCGAAAUACCGCUCGCCCACACCAUGAUAACCCGCGUCGCCUGCCCAUCUCUCGCAACUCGCACACGCACACUCACACGCGCCAUGACGAACGCUGCGAAACCGCGUGCGCUGGUGUUCGGCCUCGGCUCGAUUGGGGGGAUAUAUGCGGCUGCGCUCGCGCGGUCCGGCGCGUGCGAGGUCAGCGUGGUCGCGCGCAGCAACUACGACGCGAUCCGGGAGAAGGGGCUGCUGCUCAAGAGCGAGAAGCAUGGCGAGCACCAUUACCGGUUUGACGGGGUGUACAAGUCCCCGGCCGACGCCGCCGCCUCCGGCGCCUUCGACUACGUGCUGUGCGCGAACAAGGCGCUCCUCGCCGCCCAGCCCGCGCUGGAGGAAACCAUCGCGCCCGCCGUGUCCGCGCACACGACGCUCGUGCUCCUCCAGAACGGGGUGGGCAACGAGGCGCCGCUGCACGCAGCCUUCCCGCGCAACACGGUCAUCUCGGCCGUCGUGUGGACGGGCGGCAAGGUCGACGCGCCGACGGACGGCACGCCCACCGUGUCCCAGUUCGCGCGCGAGAGCCUCACCAUGGGCGUGGACUAUACGCCGGGGCUGGAGCGGGCGGCCGAGGACGCCAAGCUCGCGACGCUCGCGGAGAUCUUGGGCAAGGCCGCGUCGGAUACCGUCCUCACGGAUGAUAUCCAGAGCGCGCGGUGGAUCAAGGUGAUUUGGAACUGCGCGUGGAACGCGCUCACGACCGUCACGCGCCUGCGCACGAACCAGAUUUUCGCGUCGUCGCCCGGCGCCGAAGACUUCUCGCGCACACUCAUGGCCGAAGUCGUGGCGGUCGCGCGCGCCAAGGGCCUCGCGGUGCCGCCCGACACGGCGGACGACCUCAUGCGCCAGAUCCGCGAGAUCGGGGGCCCGGGCUUGCCGUCGUCCAUGAUGAUGGACAACGAGGCGGGGCGGCCCACCGAGGUCGAGGUCAUCCUCGGCGUGCCGAUGCGCGAGGGGAUGCGGCUCGGCGUGCCCGUGCCGAUUAUUACCACGCUGUAUACUAUCGUGCGUGCGCUCGAUUGGCGGAAUGCGCAUCCUGAAGAGGCCAAGUUUCCGUAG
Cutaneotrichosporon oleaginosum is the source of this 3036-nucleotide messenger RNA. RefSeq lists its product as uncharacterized. The record is from RefSeq and is a predicted model, not a curated record. NCBI's taxonomy places the organism in Eukaryota, Fungi, Basidiomycota, Tremellomycetes, Trichosporonales, Trichosporonaceae. Gene Ontology annotation, cellular component: cytoplasm; membrane. Gene Ontology annotation, molecular function: transmembrane transporter activity; 2-dehydropantoate 2-reductase activity. Gene Ontology annotation, biological process: transmembrane transport; pantothenate biosynthetic process.